ACCACAAUUAGCAAAGCAAACAGAAGUGAUAGAUCGUACAAUAAUCAACCUCAUCUCUGCUUCAUUUACGAUCAAUUAAUUUACCAGCGAAACUACUUAAAAUGGACCUUUAAUCAUUUUCAAAUCAUGACGUCCUAUCUAUAAUGGACCGUUAAUGAUAACGAUGGGAUGCGGUUUUACCGGUGUUUGCAAUCUAUCGCACUCUUUAAUUAAUACAUAAUCAUCCAGACUGAGUGAUCAUCGUAUGAACACACUACAGAUGGAAUGGUAAUGAUUGCGUAUGCAUAUUGGUCACUGGUAUAGGAUUUCACGUAUUUGUCGUUUCUAUAGGAUUUCACGUACUGCUCAUUAAGCCAUUGUAUGUCGCUUGUCAUCAUAUCAUCGAAGAUGGAAGCUAAGAUAGAAAAAGAGAAGGAAAAAUCUUCAGUCUCGUUCAGACAACUUUUGAGCGCAUAUAAAGGAGACUGUUCAGUGCACGGCGUAGGUCAUGUCGGCAGAGGAUCCUUCUUCCGCGGGCUGAUUUGGUUUGCUGCAGUAUGCACGUCUACUUCUUAUCUCCUCUAUCUCCUGUAUGAAGAAUGGACUGCCUAUUAUCAGUAUCCUUUUAUGACAUCUACUUCUGUACAGAAAGUGUCCACUAUGAAGUUUCCAGCAAUCACAUUUUGUAAUUUAAGCCCAUACAACAAAUCAGUGGUUGUUUCAGACCCGAGAGACGAGGAAUUCUAUAUGGCGAUCUCCAAGCUGGGCAUCUUUGUAGACGAUAUCAAUUGGACAGAUCCUUACUACCGCGAUAAUGGUUACUUUACGCCAAGAACGCGUGAUGAUGUUGCCACUGAAGCGCUGAAUAGACGAGCUGUCAUCAAAAGUAUCACAUUCGACAUGGGAGAUGUUGGCCAAGAUAUAGAGGAAACAGUGACACGAUAUGGCAUGUGUUACACAUGGAAUAGUAACGGGUCCGCCACCACGAGCUCUACUGGAAACAACUUUAAUUUCUAUGCACUCCUAAGUGUAAACAGCGAUCAAAGUUACCAAAGUAUUGAUUGUAGCACAGGGUUUAAGGUUACUGUACACGAUCCAAAUGAAGACCCGGCAAUAGAGAACAACGGCUUUCUCGUCCCUCCUGGAAAAUUCGCAUUAGCCAAACUAAAGAAAACUAGGUAUUCUUAUCUUGGUGAUCCCUUUAAGGCGUUUGGUGACGCUUCGUGCGUCGACACCCUGUCUUCAGAUUUCAAUAAUCCGUUCCAUCCAAAGCUUUACGACACCAGUGCCUGUAGACGAAAGUGUAAUACAGAUCAGACAUUCCAGCGCUGUGGGUGUAUGGCUAUGGGGUCAAACGGAAAUUACCCGAUCUGUUCUCAUUACCAAUAUUAUCAGUGCUACUACAACACAUCACGACCAAGUGAGAACAGUUUAUCACCCUGUGAUUGUCCACAGCCAUGCAGGCAGACGACGUACGAUAUUCAGGUGUCGUAUGCUACGUUCCCGACCGAGGAGACGGCUGAAUUUUUAAAAGGAAGGUUCAAUGUAACAAAAGAUUAUAUCCGACAAAAUUUUGUUGAACUCCAUAUAUACUUUGAUAACCUACAAGUCCACAGGGUGAAGCAAGAACCGGUAUAUGCAUCCACUAAAGACAUCUUGUCCAACAUCGGCGGCCAGAUGGGGCUGUUGCUGGGAGCCAGUCUGCUGUCACUACUCGAGAUUUCAGAAUUUCUGGUGAACUGUGCAAUUCAUCUAAUGUUCAAAUGUUAUGAUUGGUACAAUGGAAAACGGAGGAACAAAAUCAAACAGAAUUCAGAAAAGACAGGUCUCCAAAAUUAAACAGUCGCAGAUGACGGCUUUUCGCUUUCAUUUUCAGCUUACCUGAUCAGAGAUUGUUUGCUGUUGUAGUUAACUUUAGGACUUGCAUGAAAGUUACCAUCUAUACCUCAUCACCCUUGGCUAGCGAAGAUGCCAUCUAUACUGAAAAUUCUAGUUUGUACAAGUCAUGACCCCAGGGAUAGAAUGAGAGUCACAACUGGUGUUUAUCAACUUUAUAAAAGAAUCCUUAAAAUAUCUUCCCAACAACCACAAGACUCCAGUUUGUCAAAAUAACAUUCAUACAUCCUUGUGUUGUGUAGAUUUAGUUUGUUCAAAUCAAGACCGGGGCCAAGCGGGAAAACCUCGGAGUUGAGGCUGAGGAAUGAGUUGAGUGAUGUUGGUGACGGCGGGGCCAGAACAGAAUUGUUCUUAGUGAUGGAAGCUUGUUCCUGUUUAUGGCUGUAAAGUCUGACUGUGCAAUAAAGCAGUAGAGAAAUAUUCUUA
Ostrea edulis (European flat oyster) is the source of this 2301-nucleotide messenger RNA. Its product is annotated as acid-sensing ion channel 3-like. Gene Ontology annotation, molecular function: sodium channel activity. Gene Ontology annotation, biological process: sodium ion transport. The coding region runs from base 361 to 1818 and encodes 485 amino acids. Gene Ontology annotation, cellular component: membrane. The transcript is spliced from 8 exons. The record is from RefSeq and is a predicted model, not a curated record. Lineage: Eukaryota; Metazoa; Mollusca; Bivalvia; Ostreida; Ostreidae.